GCGGGCGGCAGCGAAGGCAUCGCCUGCAGUCCCAACCACCGUCCGACGUCGCCCUCCCACCCCUCCUCGUCGCCGCUGGCAGCGUCCCUGCCCUCCCCGUCGCCGUCUCCGCCGGUCCCCGCACCCUCGCCUCCCUGUCCCGUGAUGACCUCCCCUCUGUCUCCGUGAUGACCGCGAAAAACCGCCAGAUCGACCUGCCGCCCAUUCCGUCCCUUCCUCCCAUCCAGAUGCCCGACGCGUCCCAGUUCUCAUCCUCCUCGCACUCCGCGCCUCGCUCCAACUCCCAAGCCUCGCGUCGCCAUAUUCCCUCUCCGCGCGGCUCCCAGGGCAUGUUCAUGACUGCGCAGUCAUCUCAGGAUGCUACCGUUACCCCCGAUGAAGAUUACUUUGGCGCCCCAUCUCCGACGUUCUCUCAGUCUUCGUCUCUCCGCAAGUCCAUCUCAGUCGACUCGUUUGUCAAGUCUAGACAACAGGGGAUACAACAAGCGAUACCCCAGGCUACGCGAGUUGCGCGUGGUAAUACGUUGUCUGCGAACCUUGCUCCGCCUCCGGAGCUUCGUCAGCGCGUUCAUACCCAGUCGGCCACCGGGCCAUCAGACUCUACGGCGAGCUCGUCUCGUGUGCCCCUGCGCGAACGCGAGAAACCCACUGUUCCUCCGCUCCCAACACCUUCGCGAAGUCGCGGGACUAGCGUGAGUACUAAUGCCGACGACCGCGAAGGGUCAAAAUUCUUCGACGAGUCCGACCUGGAGCGCUCUGAGGAUUUGUCGAGACGGACCCGAAAGAGCAAGACGAUGUCUCGUCAGCUCAUGCCACCACCGGGCGAACUCGGUCUCCCUUCACGCCUGCAAAGCGUGAACUCAUCUCCCAGCAUCAGUGCAUCCCAUCCCCCAGCGCCAAUCAUGCCCGUACGAAGCAGCAGCCUCAGCCACAGCCUGGCCAGACAGCAGCAGCGCAUGUCUCUUGAUACCCGUUUACCCUCGCACCGCGCCCAGAUAACCAUCGCGGUGAUGGGUGCUGAAGGUUGUGGCAAGUCCACUGUGAUACAGAAGGGCCUCAAGGCCUAUGGGCUAUCUGACCCUGUCGUCGCCACCGUAGCGCCCGACAUGAACGAUAGCGACCAACGGCCCGUCACUUGCAUUGAGCGAACAGGGCGGCUCAGUUUCAACUCGAGCAGUCAGGAGUAUGUGCUCCGGGUGAUCGAGGUGGAAACAUCGAGCAUGGACUUGAACAACACCGGAUGCGAGACUUGGGAGAAUCCUUCGCUCAGAGGUGUUGUGGUAUGCUACGACAGCAGCCGUGAGGAUACAUUCAAGCACACGGUGGAAGGUCUACGUGAAUUUUCGCAGCUGAAGAUUCCGGUCAUUGUACUGGCUUGCAAGUCUGAUCUGGAGAAGAGGGUUGAUCCAGCGCACGCAACCAGUCUCUUGGACGAGUUUGACGCAGGCCUCGUGGAAGUGUCUGUCGCGCAUAGCGCCGGUAAAGAGCGGAUUCGCGGUGCAUUCGAGUGGUUAUUGCGCGCUGUUUAUCACGUACUGCAGGCAGAAAUACCCGGAUCAGCGCGCAGCGAGCGCGACGGGUAUCGCAAUCCCGCAUCGCCCUCCGUCCUCGGUGCUCUCACAGCUUCCGAGAUCUCUAGAGCGUCUUCAGCCACACCAACAGCUGCUUCUGUUGGUGCCGCACAUCUCAGUUCCUCAUAUCCUCAAGCACAGCAGUAUUUGUCGCAACCCAUGACGCAGACCGAAACACCUCCGCAAUCGCAACCUCCCUCUCACAUGGGCACUCCUCUUCCAUCCCAUGCAUUACGCCUUCCCUCCCCCUCUGUCUCUGCGCCUUCACGAACGCCCACGACACCCACGUCUCCCUCACGUACACGUUCUACCAGCGACUUGCUUUCGGAACACGAGAAGUCUAGACGAGAGGAACGAGAGCAGUAUUCCGCGGGACGGAACGUGGGGCACGGUUCGCCGAACGUUCGGAACAGAGGUUCGCUCAACGCUCUGUCGAGCAUUGGCGGCUCUGGUGAAGGCGGCAAUACCGCCGAUGAUUCUCAUGAUGCGUCGAGGGAUGUGUCUGUCAAGGAAUCGCGAGCACCCCCAUGGAUGGUAUUGGACGAGUUGCUGGACAAGCUCUUAUUCAUGGCAGUCAGUGACGACGAUCCAUUAUUUGUUUCACACUUUCUUCUAACAUACCGAAGAUUUGCAAGCCCUCGCAGCGUACUCCUGGCGAUGCAGAAGCGAAUGCGUGCACUCGACCAGCCCACCGGGGACCCUAUGUUUGCCUGUUAUGCUCAACUGAGAAUAUGCCUAUUGCUAGACAGGUGGAUUACAACAUACCCAACAGAUUUUGUUGUGCCUGGAGCCGCUGGAGCUCUUCGGGCUCUGAUCAAGUCUACCCUCACGAAGACCUACCUCCUCCACUACGGCGCUGUAUUUCUUCCAUUCCUCGAGACCGUCCCCAGCCUGCGGGACCGGGAUGCCUCAUGGGCACUCAAAGUAGAGGAGGAUAGCGAUGAGUUAUCGUUGAUGUCUGACGAUGCUGACUUUGCGGUCGCCGGCGCGGAUUCGAAAAGUCUGCCGGAGCUUCCUCCGCGCGCGCCUCCCAGGAACGGCGGCCAGUCUGUGCCUGGCCAGAUCGUGGCGGCACGAGACCGCAAGUCUAGUCUGCCGUUGUCAGUGACAGCGAAGGCAUUGGGCUUGGGCUCAUCGACGCCAAGUCCUAGCAACGCUGACGGGGUCCAAGAGGCGUCACCGAAGCAGCUGCUCAAGAGGCUGCAGAGCAUGAGCGACGAGGUCCUCAAGGCCGACUUUGGUCAGAUCGCAGAGUCCAUCACGAGGAUAGAGGCCCGGUACUUCCUCCAGAUUGAGCCACGGCAUUGGUUGCAGCACGUCUUCAGCCCAGGCAAGAAGGACCCGGAGAAGGACCCUAUAGCCAGGUACAACCAAGUUUCAAAUCGGCUGGCCGACUGGGUGGUCUCUCUCAUACUGUGCCAUGACAAACCAAAGAAGCGAGCCACACAGAUCGAGAAGUUCGUUCAGGUCGCGGAAGUCUUACGCGUACAGCACAACUACUCUGCUCUCCGCGCAUUUGUCGCUGGCAUCAACAGCGCGACGUUCGAGGGCGAUCUCUCCUUGGAAAUCUUCCAGGCCAGAACACAGGACAUGUGGAAGAAGUUCCAGUCUUAUGACCACCUUCUGCAGUCCGUGCGCUCUCAUCAGAAGUAUCGGAUGGCGCUGCGGAAUUCGAAGGGCGCAUGCAUUCCUGCGCUUGAGAUUCAUCUAUCCGACUUGAUCCGCGCGCAUGAAGGCAACCCUGACUACCAGGACGACGAUCCUACUAAGAUCCAUUGGGCCAAGUUCAACAUGAUGGCGCGAUUCAUUGAUGUCAUAACCCAAUGUCAAGAGGGCUGUCGUGCGUCUGAGCAAUUCCGGGACGUUGAGAAGCUUAGGACGCAGGAGCCAUGGUAUCUCCGAUGGGAGAGUGAUACCAUGCUCAUGAGCCUAGAGAUGCAGCGUUCGCGAAUAACACCACCAGACGCGGACGGGUACGACGAGUCCGGUCAGUUGCAGUCCAAGGACGCAGCUGUGCUACGCAAGAUCUUCUUCUGGUGAUUUGUUUUGCUGUCGACCGCAUGCCGUCAUGAUCCUCCUACUCGCCAUUCCAUGCUUGCUUUGCUCGCAUAUGAUAUAUAUUGUACUUACGUGGAUCUGUACUCACCAUUGUUGAAAGCUGCUAUGUUCCUACGUACAUAGUGUUUGCAUUGCCAUUGAUUUCUGUGCUCAUGAUCUGUAUUGUCCUUCUCUCAUAGUGAA
This is a messenger RNA of Rhodofomes roseus, 3812 nucleotides long. Its product is annotated as ras GEF. NCBI's taxonomy places the organism in Eukaryota, Fungi, Basidiomycota, Agaricomycetes, Polyporales, Fomitopsidaceae. The transcript is spliced from 12 exons. The record is from RefSeq and is a predicted model, not a curated record. Gene Ontology annotation, cellular component: plasma membrane. Gene Ontology annotation, molecular function: guanyl-nucleotide exchange factor activity. Bases 168 to 3611 code for a protein of 1147 amino acids. Gene Ontology annotation, biological process: positive regulation of GTPase activity; Ras protein signal transduction.